AUGGCUACCACGAUCAACUGCAUCCGUGCGUGUCCUUGGGCUAAGGUUUUAGUACUGAUGUGGCUCGUACAGCUCGCCACCGGUGAAGUGAGUUCCGUAUGCAAGAAGAUACCUGCGAUAGCAGCAGAAGACAGCGAAGAAAAGUGCUGCAACAUCCCCGAAAUGUUCCCGAACGAGACGCUUCACGCAUGCAUGGGAGAAUUCGAACAGUCCAGUGUGUCGCAACUGCAGAAAAGCUGCAAAUUUGCCACCUGUGUGCUGAAGAAGCAGAACCUCGUAAAGGCCGACAACCGUUUGGACGCGGAACAGAUCAAGGCGUACAUCAAGGACAAGGUAAAGGCAUCGGACGAAUGGAAGAGUCUGAUCGAGAAGGCGGUACUGCAGGAGUGUUUGCCGAUGGUGGAGAAGGACAAUGCGAUGGCGAAGCAGAUGAAGGAAGCGCUCAGCGACUGUGACCCAAUAGCGGGCCUGACAAUGGCGUGUGCUGCUGCCAAGCUGUACUCAAACUGUCCCACCAAGGAUUGGACCGGAAGUCCCUUGUGUGACGAGUGGAAGACAUUCUUGUCGAAGUGUUCCACCACGAUGGAAGAUUUGAACGAAAUGUACAUGCUGGUAGAAUCGCAAAAGAUGUAA
This is a messenger RNA of Anopheles marshallii, 633 nucleotides long. It is a transcript of the gene Obp46a, whose product is annotated as general odorant-binding protein 66. The transcript is spliced from 4 exons. Gene Ontology annotation, molecular function: odorant binding. NCBI's taxonomy places the organism in Eukaryota, Metazoa, Arthropoda, Insecta, Diptera, Culicidae. The coding region runs from base 1 to 633 and encodes 210 amino acids. The record is from RefSeq and is a predicted model, not a curated record.